CUUAACUUGCCUACCCAUCUUUUCUCUUGUUUGGAGUUGAGACAUCUGAAGCUUGAUUCUUGUUAUUUUGAUCUUCCUGCAAGUUUUCAUGGUUUUCCAAAUCUAUUGAGCUUAGAGUUGCAUAACGUACAAAUUGAAAGUGGGGAAGUUAUUGAGUUUUUUUGUCAAUGUUCUGCACUUACAAAUCUCAAAAUGUUAACUUAUUCUCUUUGUUACCUUGACGGUAAGUUGGUGAGUUCCAGUAUUAUCUUUGAGCUUCUGGGCGUUCUUCCAAAACUUCAAGAGCUAUAUUUGGAAUUUCUAUGGUGCGAGUUUUUAGAAGACGGUGCUAAAAAGAGGUCCCCUACCACCUUUCCCUGCCUCAAGACACUUAAAUUAUUAGCAAUCAAUUUAGAAAAUGGUAUUAUGUUAUCAUGUGCUUUUGAAAUGAUUAAGAGCUUCCCGAAUCUGCAGACUCUUGAAAUCACACCAAGUUAUGAGGAUGAAAAAGCUGCAAUUUGUCCUCUAGAUGUAGACUACAAUACACUGGGGAUGUUGCAGCUUCGAAGUGUUGUCUUUACAUAUAUUAAAGCUUCAGAGAGUGAAGUAUGUUUGAUAAAGUAUUUACUUGCGUGUUCUCCUUUCCUAAAAAAAGAUUGUUAUUCGUCCCCACAGCUGUCUAGUGCUCGGUGAACAGAUGAUGUUUGCUAAGAAGAUGUUGAAGCUCCAUCGAGCCUCCCCCGAUGUUGACAUCAAUCUAUGCUAGUUUUAUUUCUUUUGAACUUUUCUUAUAUUCCAUAGUUUUUGUGUAAGUUUGUGUAUGACUAUAUGCUCUUGGCAGUUGGCAACUCGCCACCACUCCUAGUUUACUUAUGUAAUCCAAGUGGAACUUGUGUUUUAGAUAUGGAUAUGGUAAUGGUACUUGUUUUGGCUGUAAAUGGGCCUUUUUGUUUUAAAAUAGCUUCAGAAAUUAAGGUUGA
Molecule: messenger RNA, 959 nt
Organism: Helianthus annuus (common sunflower)
Lineage: Eukaryota; Viridiplantae; Streptophyta; Magnoliopsida; Asterales; Asteraceae
Exons: 3
Coding region: 193-672 (159 amino acids)
Source: RefSeq, a predicted model, not a curated record